Trichoderma gamsii is the source of this 1371-nucleotide messenger RNA. Its product is annotated as trichothecene 3-O-acetyltransferase. Bases 1 to 1371 code for a protein of 456 amino acids. The transcript has a single exon. The record is from RefSeq and is a predicted model, not a curated record. NCBI's taxonomy places the organism in Eukaryota, Fungi, Ascomycota, Sordariomycetes, Hypocreales, Hypocreaceae.
AUGGAUUUUGGCUUGGAUAUUUUUGGACAGCAGCCGAGACUCAACAUCCAUACGCAAAUAUGUCUCUGCUUUUCAACGCCCAUCGAUGUUGCGCAAUCCACCAUCGUGAAGACACUGGCAACUGGUCUUCAGCGACUGACGGCCGGCUUUCCCUGGGUAGCGGGUCAGGUCGUCGUUGAGGGCUCAAGUGCUGGAAGCUCUGGAGUCUUCAAGAUUAGAGAGCUGGGGAACGUUCCGUACUUGGCAGUCAAGGACCUCAGAUCAGACACCUCAGUCCCGACAAUGAUGGAACUAAGGGAAGCCAACUUCCCAAUGAGAAUGCUAAACGAAUCUGUUAUUGCGCCUCGCAACACCUUUCCCGCAGCCAAUGGCAUCGACGGACACGACUCGGGUUCGCCCGUCUUUCUUGUACAGGCCAAUUUCAUUGUCGGUGGCUUGGUGCUCACGUUCCUUGGCCAGCAUCAAAGCAUGGACAUGGUUGGGCAAGGACAGGUUAUGCACCUCCUCUCGAAAGCCUGCCAUGGCGAAUCUUUCAAAAAGGACGAGCUGUUUUCCGGUAAUCUUGAGCGGCAAACCGCCAUCUCUCUCCUUGAUAACUAUGAGCCGGGGCCCGAGCUUGCUCGUCAUCUGGCCACCACUGGGACCGGCCCAUCUGGCAGCGGCCUUGAUAGACGGGAAACUGAGCCUGCUCGCAAUAUCUGGGCAAGUUUUACGUUUUGUCCCUCAUCGUUGGCAGCGCUCAAGUCAGUCGCCGUCAAGCAUCUCCCGAGCGGCUCCUGCUACGUAUCGACUGAUGACGCGCUGAGCGCCUUCAUCUGGCAGAGCAUCAUGCGCGCCCGCGCCCAUCGCCUGCCGCCCGACGUAGACACGACCUUUGCGCGAGCUGUUGAUGUGCGCUCCUACGUCGAUGUGCCCGCGACUUAUACAGGCAUCGUGCAGAACAUGACGUACACGACGUAUACGCUGCAGGAGGUUGUCGCACUGCCGCUGGGCGAGAUAGCAUCAAGGCUGCGAAGCGCCCUGGAACCCAGUACCACAAUCCUUCCCUUUCACACACGUGCCUUGGCCACCUAUUUGCACAGCCAGGCCAACAAGUCACAUGUUUCGCCUGCCUCAUCGUUGGAUUUUUCAGUCGACGUGAUAGUGAGCUCGUGGGCCAAAACAGACAGCUAUGCCCUCGAUUUUGAUUUAGGACUCGGCAAGCCAGAGGCAGUUCGCCGGCCUUGGUUCACACCGCUGCAGAGUUUUGUGUAUUUUAUGCCUCGAAAGAGAGACGGCGAGAUUGCUCUGGCGGCGUGUCUCGGGGAAGAAGACAUGGAGAGGUUGAAGGCGGACAAGCAGUUUACACUAUAUGCCAGGCACGACGGAUAA